AUGCCCAAACAACACGUCAUCUUCGGGCGGCCAGUCCCGCACAUCCCUCCUCGCAGAAUCGCAUUCUUACUCGCGUGCCUGGGUAUUUUCGCCGUCGGCUCCCUGCUAUUUACCCUGCCUAGUACCAUCGAGACGGGCCCCAACCUUUCCAAGUUCACCGACCUCAGGCCGUCGAUACCCAAGAAAAUCACCGGCGCCGUGUCAUCAUGGAAGAACCGCUUGAACCCCUUUAAGCCACCGUCGCACCCCCCGCCUCGCCAAAACAACGACACGCUGGGAGAGUCGUCGUGGUACUCGGACUGGAAGUGGCUCUCUUCCCCCUUCUCAUCCACGGUGACCCUCGACGAGAAUAGAUCGAUUCUGCCGCCGAUGAAGGUACGGACGCCCAUAUACUGCUACUACGAUACAGUCCUGGCGGAGAAGAAGGACAGGGCGAGGAGGGAAGCCGAGAGCGCGCUACUGCUCAGCUGGAGGAGGGCGUGGUGGGCUCAAGGCUUCAAGCCUAUCAUCCUCAGCAUCGCUGAGGCUAUCAACAACCCCAAGUACGCCGAGGUGCAGGGAUUGAAGCUGGAGCCAGAACUCAAGACGGAUUUGAUGAAAUGGCUGGCCUGGGAGAACAUGGGCGGCGGAGUGCUGUCCCACUACCUUGUAUUCCCAAUGGCUGCGCGUGAGGAUCACUUGCUGGCGUACCUGCGUCGGGGAGAGUUUCCCGCCCUGACACGGUGGAAGGGUAUGGACGACGGCCUUUUCGUGGGUCCCAAGAGCCAGGUCGCAGCCGCCAUAAAACAGGUCAUAGCAAACCCGAAACUUGAAGGCUUGAAGGACUUCAUCACUGCCGUGUCCAACACGGCGUCAAAGGAUCAAAAGGACCUCUUCACCAUCGAUGACCUUCCCAAAUCUAUUGCAUUCUACGACGAAAAGGGAAUCAGCACCACCUAUGGAAGGAUUGGCGAAGUCACCGAGGCCAACCACGCCGAAUGGCUGUUGAAGCUUGAUGCGCUCAUCAAUGCUCACCUGCAGACUGCGUGGCAAAACGUCUUUCACGACGGCAUUGCCGUGGUCAAGCCGUACCCGGAGUACACUACGGCCAUGGUGGAUCCUGCCGUCAAGCUUGCGGCCCGUCUGUCAACAUGCCUGGACAGCCCCAUGCCGGCCUCAUGCCCACCCAACUGGCCCAAGUGCCGCCCUUGCAAGCCUGGCUCGGUCAAGACGACGACGCCAUCCCAGUACGCCAACACGACGGCUCUCUACAGCAUCGGCACCGUCCCGCAUCCGUACACGCUGCAGACGAUGAUCAGCCGCAAGGAACGGCUGGAUAUCCCCUGGCUCGUGCGGCACUCGAAGCGUGACGCCUGGCUGGAAGCAGUGAUGCAGGGACUGGUCGAUAGGAAGGUCUCGGCCGGUGCGCGUGUGAUGCGCUUCAAAGAGGCAGUUGCGGGCGAUUAUGCAGCGUCGCGCAGCCUGUGGGUUCCUGCCGAGAGGGAAGUACCUGACGACUUGGCGUGGCGGUUCGGGUUCGCCCUUCCCCCGGCCGCCGGCGAUGAUGCCCAAAAGGCAAAACCCAUACCCAAGCCCAAGGCCGAGCCCAAGGCUGAACCCAAGACGGGGACCGAAAAGGGUGGCAAGAAACAUGCCCGUGAUAUGGUCCCCGACCGGACUCUCGACGACGAGCGGCUGAUAGAAGAGGAACUCAACCGUGACCUCAACGCCGGCACCGAGGGCACCCCUGCGGCGCAGUUGCGGGAAGACAAGCUUCUGCAGAAGGCCAAGGAGAUCAGGUUCAGCAACGACCCCUCAGACGUGAAGGUUCGCGGGGCGGCCGAGGCUUGGAACUUGGCCGACACGGAGGCGUGGCGGUUCGCGCGUGCGUUCCUGGCCCGUUCGCGGGUGGAGCGGAUGAAGUGGGAGGAGGAGGAAAGGCAGUACGCCGGCGGCGCCGGGGCUGAGAAGACUAGACAAGACAGCAAAGGCAUCGGGAGGUGGCUGAGAAAUUAG
Molecule: messenger RNA, 1995 nt
Organism: Pyricularia pennisetigena
Lineage: Eukaryota; Fungi; Ascomycota; Sordariomycetes; Magnaporthales; Pyriculariaceae
Exons: 1
Coding region: 1-1995 (664 amino acids)
Source: RefSeq, a predicted model, not a curated record